Messenger RNA from Gasterosteus aculeatus aculeatus (three-spined stickleback), 10238 nucleotides. It is a transcript of the gene igsf9a, whose product is annotated as immunoglobulin superfamily, member 9a. The record is from RefSeq and is a predicted model, not a curated record. Lineage: Eukaryota; Metazoa; Chordata; Actinopteri; Perciformes; Gasterosteidae. Gene Ontology annotation, biological process: cell-cell adhesion. Gene Ontology annotation, molecular function: protein binding.
GGUCGGUGCCUCAGUGUCACCUGUACGUGAAAUGAACACCUGUUGCCCGGUGGUCUGCACAGAAAAGCGGCUCGUGUUCCCGGUGCUUUGCGAGUGACGGCUCCCCGUCCGGAGGCCCCGCGGGUCGGACCGACAGGAGCAGACCGAGGAUGCGCUCCAUGAGCGAAUAAGCAGGAAGUCUCUCCGCGAGGAACCGACCAACAGAUUGAACAUGCUGCAGGUUGCCUGAGUGACAGAUAUGGGGUCAGCGAGAUCAUACUUGAAGUCUUCCACAGUGGUUGCGCUUCUUUGCCUUUUUGCGACCAAAGGAGGAGCGAGGCCGGAUGUGCGUGGACGGGUCGCAGGUGUGGUGGAGUUGGACUGUAGUUUUCCUCCCUCAGAGGCGACCGGUGUGACCCCCGCCUCCCUGCAUGUGGUUGAAUGGGUCCGGCGGGGACUCGAUAUCCCCGUCUUGAUCAAAUUCGGAUCCUACACGCCUCGCCUCCACCCACAAUAUGAGGGCCGGGUGUCCCUGGUACGGGUGACCGACCUGAGGCUGGAGAACCUGCAGCUGGAGGAUGGGGGCUUGUACGAGUGUCGAAUCCUCUUAUUGGACAAACCAACGGAUGAGCUGCAGAACGGAACUUUGGUUGUGCUUUCUGUAACCGCCACACCCACCUUCGCUGAAUCCCCGCCUCCUGCAAUGGACGCUCUGGUUGGAAGUUCGCUCUCUCUUCCCUGUGUUGCUAUUGGCAACCCUACCCCAACCAUCACUUGGCUGAAGGAUGGCAGUGUGAUUCCAAGAAUAAAUUAUCAGGACGGAGGCUUAUUUCUGCGAGCGGUGAGCGUGCAGUCAGCAGGGGAGUACACCUGCCACGCCUCCAACUCGGAGGGAAACGUGACUCGCACAACCAACGUGAAGAUCAAAGGUCCGCCGGUUAUUGUCGUCCCUCCAACAAGCGUUUCUCUCAACAAGUCCCAGAAUGCACUUCUCCAAUGCCUGGCGUUGGCCGACCCCCCCAACAUGACCUAUGUGUGGCAGAGAGGAGGCGAGAACGUCCAUCACAUUGAAUCUCUGAAGUCGCGAGUGAAGAUCAUGGUAGAUGGAACUCUCCUCAUCUCCAGUCUCAUCCCCGAGGACUCUGGGAACUACACAUGCAUGCCGACCAACGGCCUGCCGAACCCCCCGACGGCCUCUGCCAACCUCACAGUGAUGCACCCGGCCCAGGCUCUCCCGAUGCCACGGAAGACGUACCUCCCCACGGGUAUGGAGGGCGUGGUCACCUGCCCAGCGGCUGCUCAGCCCCCGCUGCUCCGGGUGGAUUGGACAAAGGACGGAGAACCACUGGACCUGUCCUUGUAUCCAGGAUGGACCUUGACACCCGAGGGCUCUUUGUUCAUGACCACAGUCAAUGACGAUACAGCAGGCGUGUACUUGUGUACCCCAUACAACAGCUACGGCAGCAUGGGUUCAUCUGAGCCAACGGACGUUAUUCUGCAGGACCCCCCAUCAUUCAGCAUCGCUCCAGAGGAGCAGUACAGACAGGAAGCUGGUAGAACUCUGCUCAUCCCCUGUCAGGGGAACAAGGACUCCACAAUGAAAGUGACCUGGAGCAAGGUCGACUUGGCUCGUCGAACUUCUUACUCCGUAGAACCCAAUGGUUCUCUCCUCCUACAGCCUGUCACAAAGGACCAUCAAGGGUCGUGGGAGUGCACCGCCACUAACCGCGUAGCCUCGGUGAAAGCCAGCACAAAAGUCUUUGUCCUGGGAACAAGUCCCCAUGCGGCUACCUCUAUGUCCGUCUCUCCAGGGGUGAGGCAGGCCAACGUUUCCUGGGAGGCAGGCUUUGAUGGGGGAUCAGCACAGACAUUUUCAGUUUGGGUGAAGAAGACUACAGCUGGUGAUAAUGAUGGAAGGCAGAACUGGUUCUCCGUACCCGUGCCCCCCUCCUCCGGCUGCAGCCUGCAGGUGAAAGGCCUGUCUCCUGCCACCGAGUACCAGUUCAGCAUCCUGUCGCACAACAAGAUGGGCACGGGGCCCUUCAGCGAGAUCACCGUGGCACGCACCUCGGAUCCUCCGGCGAGGAGAAGCAAACUCAAACCCCCUGCGUCGCUGUCGGCUAAUCGGGGCUCAGCCGGUGUUGUUCUGCAGUGGCCCCUCCCUGAGGCUCAGCACCCUCCCAUCUCAGGCUUUGUUCUCCAAUCCCGCACCGGCCAAGGGGAGUGGUUUCCUUUGGAGGAUGACAUCAGUGCCAACCGUAGCGAGAUAGUCGUUCCGGGUCUGCACAAGGAUUGUGUGUAUGAGCUGCGGCUACUAUCUCGUCGCGGGGAGUUGCUGAGCGAGCCCAGUCCAUCAGUCAAUGUCUCCACCAUGGGGAUGGAGAUCUACCCCGCCACAUCCCGACUCCUGGAGCGGGUCCCGGAGCCAUUACUGGCCGGCGUGCUGGGCGGGAUCGGCUUCAUGUGCUCGGCACUGGUCUUGCUGCUGGGGUCCGCCUGUAUCAUCAGCCGCAAGAGAGACAAGCGUCGCAGCAGGAAGACGCGAGAGCCCCUCUCUGUCAUCUAUAAAUGCUCCCCAUCAAUAAGGACUUCCGGCGCUGGCAGUCCAGACAGUGUGUUGAAGACGAGCUUACUCCCAGCCAGCGUCCGUCAUCCCACCACUUCCUCCACCACCACCUCCUCAUCCUCACAGACAGACUGUUCCUCCUUUGGCGGUGAGAGUCGAGGAAAGCAACUCCCGACCUCCUACGGCAGAGGCCGCCUUACGAGGACAACUUCUUCACCGAUUCCUUCCCAAAUCGAGUUGAUCUCCAGAAGCCCGGAUGGGCGCUUUGAACUCCUACCGUAUGACCAUGACGCCCUAAGUGUUCCCAGCAAGGAGAGUGGAAGGUACGACCAUGCUCGUAUCCGAAGGUCCGUGUCAAUGCACUCCGAUAAGGAAAACAGGAAGCAGCCAGCAUUUGUGCUCUCUGUUGAUCUCCCACCUUGCAAACCAGCAGAGGUUGAGGUUGAUUCCACAAAGCAAAGAGUUGGCAGGGCCCAAUGCUUGUCCUAUCAUGGUCCUUACAUCUCAGAUCAGGAGACGAGCUACGUUGGCUUUCCCAACUUCGGCAGCAUAGGCUCAAACAGUAGUUUGGUCACCGUUCCUUAUGAAGACAGAAGAAUAACUCCUACAUUUCCAGUGCUCCCACACAUCCGGGCCGGUAUUGGUCAACCAUCCACGACCGCCAGUUCUCUGGUGUUGCAGAUGGAGCACGAGCGCGAGAGAGGAAACCUCAGUCGCUGCCUGAAUCUGGCUCGGGAGAGAGAGGAGCUGGAGAGGGAGCUGCAGAGGUACACUCUUGAGAGGGGCCCCGUGAGAAAAAUGAGGGAGCAUUCCGACCUGGAGAGCGUCGGGGCUGGUGGUAAUGAGCUUGUGUGGGAAUAUAAAAGCAGCACUUUACCCCACAGAUACCCCCAGGGCAGCAAAGAGCGCUUUGGUCCCUCACGGAGCUCUUCCUCUUCCUCAUCUCUGCAUUGGGAUGUCCGCCCACCUCUGACUCUGAUCCCGCCCCGGACCUGUUCCAGUGCAUCUUCACCCAUGAGUACUUCUUCUUUUAAGUGUGGCGACCUUCAUCCCGCUCCAUCCUUUGCUGAACAGACCCCCCUCCUAUCUCAAGAGGGAGCCACGUUUUCCAGAGGCAGAUUAACUCUCCCACAUCUCUCCUCAAAGCACCAGAGACAUGAAAGGGUAGAGGCAGCCCCACGGGGCUAUAAUAAUUCACCACAAUCCACAGUCUUAGCAAUGCAAACGAAUGAUUCAUGCUCUGGGACACGGACACAGAACAGUCUUAGUCAUGGCAGCCUUUCAACGUUGUUUUUCCAUAACAGCGAAUACACCGAGGGAUCUAGUUGGGCUGCCGAUGGAGUGCCAGACUCCGCAAAAGCGGAGGUAGAGUUCCGCCAGCCCACUGAUGAAGACGUGUGUGUCGAGAUGAGUGUGGACGAGCCAGAGUGGGAGGCGUGUGAGGCACGGCCUGCCAAGCUCAUGCUGCACGACAGAAUCGCCUCGCAUGUGCAACACGAGCGCUCGCUGACUCGCAGAGGUCACCGCGGAGACACAAGCAGGAGCACAAGCUUUCGCUGGGGCGGUCCUGCUUCUGUGGACAAUCUUGUCAGGAUCCCAGCCGCUUCAUAUACUCCAAAACCAGAACCCCGGAGAGCCGGGACCCAUGGCUCAAAACUCUGGGAUUCUAAGCAGCGUAGUCAGAGCCUUGACUCACGGAGGCGGAAGGAAAGCACUUUCCUGCCUCCAGAUGCGUGGAUAGACUCCCUCAGCCAAGAAAACUGCUCUGUUGCGUCUGCACGCCAUGCAGACACUCUGCUCUGUGAGCCCCAGAGCUCACUGAAGAGGAAGAUCUCCAAAUCUCCAGCAAACUCUGCUUCUCGCACACAAGCUGGCUCCUGGUCAACUCCUGCUGUAGAUGCUUUAUCUCCAAGGAGCCAGAGGUCGGAAAGGCCCGAACCAAAAGCGGAGAUGCCUUAUCGCCGCGAGCCAAGAAGAGAGGCGUUUCUCUUUCCCAAUGCCGCCAAAUGGGCAGUAGACCACACAGAGGCAAUGAAAAAGUCAGACGAUUCAGACGAGGCCGUGAAAAAAGAUUCCGAAUGCUUACUGGCCGACGACUAUUACCAAGUGGCACUAGGGGUGGAGUCGGGGGGCUACGAGGUGCCAGAGUCUGGGAGCAGUUACAGCAGCUAUGCCAGCAGCGGGCGUGGCAGCAUGGAGCCCGCCAGCAGACGCUUGUCCCUGUGUUACCUUUCCCCGACCCUCCCCUGCUCACCUGAGACCGUAGAGGAGGGCCAGCAUGGCACAGAGGACCGGCACAGUCACCAAAUGGAGCUAAGCCAAAGGAGAAAAGCCUCAGUUGAUGAGAAUUAUGAGUGGGAUGAAGUUGAUUUCGGCUCACAGCUUGGAGACCAUGACGACUUGCCUCCUUCAGGGACUCCUCUGAAGCCGACUCCAUGCUGCACCCUCCCCAGAAUGCAACGCUCCACUAAGGCACAGAAAGAUUGCGCUGAGCGCUCUCUGCUCCUGGGGCAUCUAAGCAGCCGCUCCGCUGAGUCCGAACCGGACACCGUGCUGUUCUGAGAGUGCCGGCCUUUGGCUCAUCUCACCUGGUGUGACGUCUCACUUAUUGACGUGUUUUGGGCACCACAAGGCGACAAAAGUGCAUGUGUCAGAAAGUGAGCUUUUUGUCUGAAUCAAUCUAAUUCUCCCUUUUCAAACCAAGAAAAAGGGGGUCUGGUAAGGAGAGUCUCCAGCCAGGUCUCUUUUAUAAACUUCACCUUGGAAAAUAAUGGUUUUCAACAAUAAGGGUCUUUGUAAAAGCGCUGGAAACACAUAUAAUCACCGUUAGCCUGCUGUAGAGCUUAAAAAGGUUGCUUCCCUUUGUUACCCAUCGCCAUCUCGCUCUUGGCAAUUUCUUUUGAGAGAAGUUUGCCAACUUGCCAAUUUCAAAGCUUUUCACUGUGAUAAUGGCUUCACCAGGUUCCCUGUGUGUGUUUGGAGACGCAUUCAUCAUCCAGGGAUGACUCAUUGGCCACACGGGAGGAACAACCAUCAGAGUCAUUAUCAAGUGACUGGUUUGCAAAAGAGAUGGUUCACUUUUUCUAUAUCAUCAAUCACUUUUGAGUUCAACGUGAUGUUGAUGAAAUGCCAGUAAAUAAGCAACACAGAAUAUAAAAACGCUAUUUUGCUAAUCAGCUCAUAUUUUGAUGUAGUUCAAAACUGUUUCCAAAAAGGUAAAACCCCAACAGGGAUCAUUAUUUUGCCGUUGAAAUACUUUUUUUUUUUUUAAACUUUUGGUAUCUAACAAUCUAACAGCCUCAGCUUAGAACUCUAAUUAAGUUUGAUAAUGAAAGAGGGUUGAACAGACUUGAAGGAUUUAUUUUCUAUGAACAUAAAGGGAAAUUAGCUUUGGGGUUUUUCUUUUCACUUCAAUUUACCAAAGAUCAAUUCGUUUAAAUACUCCCUGCAGCACAGAAUACCGGCACAGUUGUUAUCAGUGACACUCGGGAGAUCUAACUGGGGUGCUGCUAAGUGGCUUCGGUUAAGUGCAACUGCAAUGGAUACUGCGUAAUACUUGAUGACAGACUGGCAACAGACUAAUUGUCAUACAAAAUGACCACAAUUUCAUUUGAAUCAGCAUUUAUAAAGUUUCAGACCCCAUUUACCUAAUUCCAGGGGAACCAUUUGUUCAGUAAAGAUGAAACUCGGCCCAAACUCGCCCCCACGCGCUGCAAACCCACAGAGAGAAACACGGUAUGUUUCAUGCUCCUUUCUCCGUGAACAAUGGAAGAAAAAGGCUUUAGUUGGUUGCUCUAGCUCAAGGCCUUCACAUUAGUCAACCAAAUAAUGAACUCAGAGCUGCACAACCUACCAGAGCAUUGUUGGGUAUCAUUCCUAUAAUUGAAAUUCACUCAUAGAGGCUACAUUCACAGCAAAUCAAUGUUUCACUUCCGUAGGACAUUUUCAUUUUCUCGUGCACAUACAUUGUACCUCCGGCCCGUGAAUGAUCAAACCCCGUGCGCUGCUGCGGGGACACACAGUCAGCAAGUUUUCCCCCUUUUUUUAAAUUCAUUUUUUCAUUUACUCAAUGUGUUUCUUUUUAAGAAAGAAUGUUGCCUGUUUCUUACUUUCACGGCUAAAACCUUUUUAGUGGGAACGACUGCAUGCUGUAAGUUGAUGUGAAGGAUUCCAUCAAAAAAACAUUAGAAACUAGAACAGAAAAUGUACACACGCACAAACACACAAACCUCUGGCUGUAUAGUAAUGUGGAUGCACCCAGAGUACUACAGCAUGUCAGAAUAAAACAUCCCAACCGCAUAUAGUUUAUACACCAGCGAUGACUCAUAAACCCGAUUGCUGUACUGCUUUGUUUUUCAGUUAUUGUGUGUACUCAGGGGGAUCAGCUUUGAAGAAGCACUCUUUGAUUAUGACCAUUAAGCAGCAGAUGAAAUAUUUGACGCUUGUGUUAGCUCGGUAAAUUCUAUAUUCGGCAUUAUGUUAUGAGUGUGUGUCAAGCUAUUGAAAAACAUUCCCAGUCAAGGUUUUCUGUUUUAAAAUCAAAUAUAUGAUUAAAGCGAAUUUUCUUAAAUAAUGUUUGUGAUAAUGUGCAUAAAUGUUCAGCUCAAUUCUGCCCUUUCGACACUGAAGUGGUCUGCCCUCAUUGACAGAUUAACCACUAGUUUCAGAUCUCAACAAGCCACCAAUUAGACUAAUGGUUUUGGUCCAGCAGACAACAUCCCUUUCAAGAAAAGGAUUUUAGGAAAUGUCGCACUCAUCUUUUUUUAACCUUUGCAAUACUAUUUAUUUCAAUUUCUGUUUAAGAAAUCCCUUUGACUUGAGAUUAGGAGGUGUGACAAACACAUAUUGUGUGGUUUUGCUGAGAGCAAACAAAGAAAUCAGUAACUUUGAGCGCGUGUUGCGCGCCUCCUUCAGCAGGUAUUUGUAACAUUCAAACGGAAAUCUCCACUGACGGGUUUAGUUUUCCACACUUGCAGGGAGUGAAUCCCUCAGCUGUCAUUCAGGCUUUGUUCUCAAAUCUGUAAUUGUCAAACCACCUUGUUUGUUUGAUUUUGAAGCCAUAUUUUUCAGAGAAGACAUUUCCUUUAUUUAUUUACACAAUAAAAUACACAAUGACAGCUUUAUAUAGUAUUCAUAUAGCAGUAUACCUGAGGUGUAGGAGGCGCGAUGUAAUCUUUGUUGUGUUCGCUGACCCAUGACAAAAAUAUAGUGUUGAUGGCUUGCACUUAGUCUCGGUUAGUUUUAUCUUCCAAUUAUCUCACAAUUAUGACAACAAAGAUGGUUAGAGCCAUGAUCUAUAACAGCUCUGUUACAGGUGAUCUGGUGACACCUGUGGUUGCCGUAGCAACAAAAUGCAACAAAGUGAUGUUUCCAAACACACAUGUAAUUUUAUCAAAAGAAUAUGCAGAUCUGCUGUUGAAAAUGCUGUUGCAUAGUUUUGUAGAGGCUUUUUUGAAUGACAGAAACAGAAAUGUCUUCACUGCUUUACAACAAAAGCCCCCCCAUGUUUGUUUUUUUCAAUGCAAUGCAUUUAACGCGAAGCCGCGGCACCAGCUGAUGGGAUAGUGGGCAAACAUAACUGCACAAAAGCCUGAUUUAAAAGUUGCUGGAUUAUUUACUCUAUAUUAUCAUAUGUCUAUUAUUACAAUACUUACAUUUGACUUUACUACUUUAAAGUGUCUUAAAACUUUCCCUUUCUAUAUUAACCAGAAAAACAACUCUGAAAUAACUGAUUGUAAAGACGUGUAUGAGAAAAGGAUCCUACUUCUCACUUGAUUUAUUACCUCAGAAGUUUAUGGUCUCAAUCACUAGUUUCAAGUCUUACAUUAUGGCGUUUGUUUUUUGUUGUUUUUUGUUGUUUACUAAAUGACGGUCCAGUUUCAACAGACCAUAAAGCAGUGCAUGCUCACCACAAAAAAUUUGUUUUGAUGAAAAUCUGAAUGAUCAUUGCUUUAUGAAGAGUCUUUAGUAGCUCUAAGUCAGAGUCUCCUCAAAUAUAACUUUGUUCUAUUAUCUUAAUGCUGCAGCUUGCAACUUUUAUUAAAUAACUUUAUCACAUUUGCUCAAACUGUCACCAUAUCCUGACAGUAAUACAUUAGACAUAUAUGUAAUAAGUGUGUGUGAAUAAAUCUCUGGGCAUUCUAUAACGCGGCUGUCAAUCACAGGCGGAAUAUUUUCCAAUUUCUUGCCUCAAAUGUUUUCAGAUACAUAUUUUAGCGAACCCCACCAGCCUGGAGCAAUUCUCCUUUAUGUUUCUGAUCAAGCGAAACAAGCAAAAGGACAUCACUUUGGGGGCAAACACGAGGGGUCAUCAACAAAGAAAUUGUAAAAGAGAGACACACAUGAUCAGACGACAUUUUCUUGUGGUGUUUGCCGCUGUGACGGAGAUGUUCUGUUUCAUUAAACCUCGCGCAUGUCCUUAUUUUUGUGCUUAGCCACCUUCAAGUGGACUACAGCAGGUGUUCUAUUUUGCGUGGCAAAAAGAAGUAGGAGGACAAUUAGCUCUCGUUGAUGAGGAUAAGCAGUGACUAUUAUCUCCUACCAAGUGUAAAAUGAGUGUGAUUAUAAUCAGAAUUACUGUAGUAAUGUGGGCAGACGUGAAUCAUUUAAAGAUUGAAACCUAAAUGGAAGUUUUUCAUCAGUCUAUCUGCACAUGCGGCAUUCAGUCGGGAGGCGAGAAUUCACUACAUGUCAGCAAAGUUAAUUACUUCACUGAAUGCUUCCCAGCAGAGUGGGUAAUAAUAGCAUCAGGGGAGAGAAGGACUUUUCUUUUGUUGUAUUGGUUUUAUGGCACAGCGGAAUCUCUCUUAACCCCUAUUUCACUUUAAUUAGACAUUUUCCCAAGAGACUUACUUUUUGAAAAACAUCUGUGUUCUUGUUAUCCCAAGGGCACUAACCUACCAGUAAGUGGUGCUUAUCCUCUCAAUGAUUGCAAAGCAUGUGCAUCCGGAAUUGAUGACCUUAUUAUAAUGGAUGGUUUAACUGUGUCCUUUAAAACACACUUUGACAGAAAUCCUGAUUGAGCUUCAUUUCUCGCAGCGCAUGUUAACAUUAUGGAGCACUUGAUGUUCGACUGACAUCAAACACCUGACACGACUGUUUGAGCUACGGAUUUACUAUACUCAUUUAUAUUAUUAAAACACGUGGAGAUAUACAGAUUUAUAUUGUAAAAGUCAAGCAAACGAUUCUGUGCAAUGUGAUUAUGUUGCAGUAAUGUUUACAAUGGUGACAACAAAAGGAAACAAAUGGACUCUUUUAAAAAUAUGUCAAAAGAUUUUAAUUUAAGUUUUCUUAUUAGGAACUAUUUGUUUAUAUUUGGAUGAGGAAUUCUGUUGUUUUUGUUGAUAUUGGCUUGUUUUUUAAGGUAUAUUUUUAAUGUGACAUUUAAAUUUAUUUUUACUCUUUUGACUGUUUAAGCUGAUUUUGUGAUUAAUUUGUUUUUUAUGUUUUGUGUCUCUCAGCUUUGGGAUUAAUACAAUUUGUAUGGAAUCAGUCCGGAUUUACCUGGUUUCAUAUAAUAAUGCAAAAUAUUUUAGAAAUACAUGUUCAAUGAAAUUAGCUCAUAGUAAAUCUCUUUGGUUUUUCACUGCUUUUUCUAUUUUUUCCAGGUAAAUCCCAGAUUAAGAUGGUGGCAAUAUAUGCAAUCUAUUUCUGUAAUUUUAAAGAAUAAAGAGUUAUGUUUCUAUUCCACUAA